AUGCAAAGCUCGCCCCGGGUCAAAUAUAAUCUGCUGAGCUUUGAUGGGGGUGGAAUGCGUGGGUACGGAAGCAUGCUCAUACUCGAGAGGCUAAUGAGAUACGUUAGGGAUAUUGAGGGGGAUGCAAAAUGUCUAGCUGAUCUACUUAAAGAUGUGCCUGACGCUAAUUGCGAUCCCGCUGAAUCUAGCUUCCAUCCACAUGAUUGUCCAGCGGGGAUUGAAGGGUCGGCAAUGAAUGAAGAGGUUAACAAGUUCCUGCCCUGUCAUUAUUUUGACUGCAUCAUCGGUACGAGUACAGGUGGACUAAUCGCUAUGAUGCUGGGGAGGCUUCGUAUGACGGUGACUCAUGCUAGGCAGCAAUAUCAGUUACUUGGUCAACAAGUAUUUGGCUCGCCUCGGAGUUUCCCUUAUUUGAGCUUUCGUCCAUUGGCCAUAAUCAAAUACAAUCACGAAGGGCUGGUCAAGGCUGUUAAAGAUAUUAUUCAACAUCACGAUUCCAUCCAAGAGGGACCAUAUGGAUUUCCAAAUGCGUCUUUCAAUAAAACAGACUAUGGGGUCUGUAGCACUGUUGUGACAGCUCUUGGAAAGGUCUACGAUUCUCAGUGGUCACCCAUCAAAACAAACGAAAACGAAGAAAUGAAUGAGGUGAAUUAUCGUUUCCAGACAUAUGAUACCCCAGAGGAAACCAAUUCUGGAGAUCCAAAUCUCGGAACAGCUUUCACGGGCCCAUUGUGGUGGGUCGCACGGGCUUGCACUGCAGCACCGACUUAUUUUAUUCCCAAAGAGAUCGAGGCGCUUAAUGGUAACAUUUGGCGCUUCAAAGAUGCUGGCUUGGUCUUCAAAACCCAACUCAAGAGGGCGUUGAUGAGGUCCUACGCUGGGGUCCCCCAUCUGAAACUGAUCAAGGCGGGGUUCAAAUUUGACAACCCUGAGGCCGUACACAAGAAUAUGAGUCGAACUUUAGGGGUUAACGGAAUAUACUGGCGGUUUAACGGCGAUUCGCAUGAGUGGGGAAAUAUAAAGUUGGACCAAUAUGACGAAGGCACUAUGACGAAGAUGAGAACACUUGCUAAUACAUAUCUCGCAAGAGAGGAUGUGAAACAUGACCUCCAAGAGUGUGCAAAGUCUCUCGUAAAACAUCGACGCCAGAGACUGAAGCAACAAGAUGCAUGGGAAAGGUUUGCUCUUGCAGUUGAAUAUCGCUGCGCAGCACCCGGGUGUUUCAAUCACUACAACCUCAAAGAAGAUAUGGAAAACCAUAUGAGACGAUGCCACAGAGGCAAUCAAGAGAAAGCGAAAAGACUGAUCUGGCGCUAUGACCGGAGUUAA
Messenger RNA from Aspergillus niger, 1329 nucleotides. RefSeq lists its product as uncharacterized. Gene Ontology annotation, cellular component: membrane. Bases 1 to 1329 code for a protein of 442 amino acids. Gene Ontology annotation, biological process: arachidonate metabolic process. Lineage: Eukaryota; Fungi; Ascomycota; Eurotiomycetes; Eurotiales; Aspergillaceae. The record is from RefSeq and is a predicted model, not a curated record. The transcript is spliced from 5 exons.